ACGUGAGAUUCAAAAUGGCGGACGAAGUUGAAUCUCGCGUGUUGAAUCUUUCGCAAGUUAGAAAUUAACUCCUCUUUCUCUGUCCUCUUCGUGCGGAAUUUCCUUUGAAAAACGAAAUCUUGAAUUACUAAAUGUACCGAGGAAAUAGUCUUACGCAUUUUUAGAUGAAAAUGUUUAGUUUCUGUCGCUAGUGCUGUAUAAAUAUUAUAGUCACUCUGAGGGAGCUUUCUUCAUUUCACUGUCAUGUAUCGCUUUAGUUCUUACUUACGAAUUCCUCGUACAAGAUUAUUUUCUCCACGGGUAUCAAGUAGGAUAGCUCACAUCAGAGGAAGAAGUCUUCGUUUUUCGACACAAAGUGAAGCGAAUAUUUCAAAAAGCUCAGCUGAAGAAGCACCAAAGUCUUGGAGAGAAAAUCCCAACCUCAAGUACUGGGUUUUAGGAGUGUCUGCUAUCACUGGUAUCAUUUAUCGUUACGUCUAUAAGGAAAAAGAAAAAAAGAAACUCAUAGUUAAGAAUUUUCCAUCUUUGCCUAACCAUAAGGUUCAAGCACGUAAUGCAGAUUUGCAUGAGUUGGAACAGCUUCAUAGGAAUAAAUCAAGCUCUGUCAGUUUUGUUCAUCUGGGAGGACACACUGGGUCAGGGAAGACACUGCUUGCACGUGAAUUUGCAGAAAAGUUAUUCAAGGACAAUGAAAAGAGGUUUUGUUUUCUGCCAUUCAACUUAUUUGUUGGGACUGUCAGUGCUGCAUCUCUUGAAACUUUGCUCUUCGAUGUGAAGAGGUUUGCUGUUGCAAUAGGAUGCAAAACUAAAGACUGGUUGGAUAGAGUCGGAGAAGGACGCACAUUUACAGGACUGAGCAGUGAUGAGCAGCUUCACGUCAUUGUGGAAGCUGUGAAGGAAAAACUUAGAGCCAACCCUCAUUGGAUUCUUAUCCUUGAUGGAUUGAAAGAUGAGAAAAUCUUAGGAAAACUAUUUGAUGAGGAAGAUAAAAGCUCUUGGGGUAAAGGAACUGUACUUAUUACUGGAUGCAAUCAGCCAAAUUUAUACUAUGUUAACAGCUAUAGUGUGGACAAGGGAAUGGAUAGAUUUGAAGCAUCAGAACUUCUCCAAGACCUGAGUGGAUUACCAGAAGAGAAGCUUGAAGGUGUCCACACUGUUCUAAACAAACUGAGUUAUUCACCAUUAGGUAUUGGAUGUGCCGGGAACUACAUCAAAUCAAGACUCAAUAAAGACCCAGAAUACACCAUGAAACAAUUCUCCGAUGAGCUGAACUCAGGCCUGUUAAAGUUUGCAGAGUCCAACAAGAGCAGAGACCUUCCAAAAGAGCACAAAGAGUCUGCUUAUGUGACUGCCUCCUUAUUGGUCAAGGAGUAUAUUGAGAAGUUCCCUCAUUUUCUUCAUACAUUUGAUCUGAUUGGCACAUGUUCAGUAGACUGGCCCAUUCCUGUCACUCUUGUCUCACUUCACUUGAGAUCUCCAGAAUUUCAUCUUGCUCCAGUACCAAGAAGCCAAUCUGUGCUUCCCAGUUUACCAGAGGAUAGAAAUGCUGACCAACAACAGCCCAAACCAGAAGAGGAUGUCCAAGACAGUUUCUUGUCAAUCAAGAGGAUAGCUAGUAACUUGGAAUCCUUUACCGAGACAUUGAAAGCUAACUAUGAUGCUAUCAAGGAUGCAUUCUACCCACCACCAGUUGAUACCUCACCUCCAACUGAUGGGGUUUUUGACUUGAUGAAAUCAUGUUCGUUGGUUACCGUUGAAAGGGUGGAUCCUGGAGGAGUGGAGACAUUGAGAGUGAGUCCCAUUGUGCAUGAGCUGAUGUCACAACUGUUCCUCUCCACCACAGCACCUCUCUUGGAGACUAACUGUCUUACUCAGGCAGAAGAAAAAUACAGGAACAGCUCCUGGUUCAGAAGGUUUUGGCAGUUUGAUCCUCAGAGGUCCCUUCAGGAGUUCCGCAACAGCCUUGGAGAGAGUGUUGAAACACAAAAGUUCCUGAAAGAUACUGAUAAUACGGUAGAGGAUGAAAUGGCCAUAGAUAACAAGAGAUCAAGCGUGCCUGAUUUGAGCUUUUUGUUGAAGGAUGAGGAAAGCAUCCCGGAUUUACCAAGCUACAGGUCCAUACAGCCUCAGGUAGCGGUCAAACACUACCAGAACCACAUAAGUCUGGUAUUAAAUACCAUUAAAGGGGUAUCAUCUGUAUGCAGCCAAGACGUCCAAACAAGAACUCUCGCCAGACUUCUUAAACCACACCUCGAUCAUAUUUUGACCUCAAAUAUCUCAAAGAGCCUGGAACCCAAGAGUCGAGCUCAUGCCUUGUCAGCCGUCGCUGCCAUCAACUCAGCCCUAGGUAACCUACAAGCUAGCAUCCCUUCUUUAGAGAGGGCAGUUGAGAUUGAAGAAGAAAAGUUUGGAGAGUCCAGCCUUGAGGUUGCUGUUACUUUGACAAGGUUGGCUGAGGUCUACAGCUCUUUAGAAAAUCCGACAAAAGCACGAGAACUUCUAGAGAGGGCCAUCGGAAUUUACGAUCUACAGCGGAAAAAAUCCGGCGAAUACAAGAAGCCUUUAGAGUUUGCUCGCACUAUGGAAGCCUUGGGCGCGGUAUACGGGACCCUGGGGUUCAAACUGAGAAGCAAGGAAUUUAUUGAACGUUCUCUUUCCUACAUGCAAGCUUCGGCCCCUAUAUCAGAUGACGAGAUUGAAAGAAGAAGAUUUGCCUGUGAAGUGGCCAGCACCCUUACAGACCUUGGGCAUGCGUAUUUGUCGACAGGAGAUGCUGUCUCAGGGCGUAAGAUGUUAGAGUUAGCUGUGACUGGGCUCAAAAACAUGUAUGGGGAAGAACAUCCUGAAGUGGUGCGUGCUCUAACCGUCUUGGGAACCGCAUACACUAUGCAAGGCAACUGGCAAGAAGGAAAGAAGAUGAGAAGAGAAGCGGGAAAACUGCAGGCAAAGAUUGACGGUUUAGUGUCAUUGUGAUUCACGACUGAUGUUUAUUUUGUAAACUGAUUUGUUUUAAAAACGUCGUGCAAGGUGCGGUAAGUCGGCAAAAAAAUGGCGCAAUUUGUUUCGCAACAUUGCUAAGUUGUAAGUUGCUAUGCGAAUAAUUGUCAUAUAGACACUCCGAUUAAGGCAUAUUUGAGAGAGGUCUUCGAAGGAGUGGGAAAAAUAAGGUACUGACUUACAGCACGGACGUCAGUACACGGUACCACAUGCCAUUUUCGUAUGACUGAAAAGCUCUGUGCCGUAAAUGUGCCUUGCUGUGACCGUAGUGCUUCCUAAAAUUUUAAUUGGCUGAUUUUUUUCUCACGCAAUGCCGUGACCUUAGCGUGACCGUGUCCGCGCCGUGUUUAUUCCGUGUAACGGGUAUUUGAAUGGAUGGAGAGAAAAUUCUCGAGCAAUGUUAUUGGUCUGGCGUAUGCCUUGCCGUGUCGUGCCGUGAGCUUUUCACAGUCAUACGAAAACUGCUCAAACCAAUUCAUACGAAAACCGCGCUAAUGGCUGCACAACACAAGACUCUGUAAACUAUAAGACCUAAAUUUGUCGCGCGCGCAGAGUAGUAACUAGUACGAGCAACCUCUCUGCAACGAGCAACGCAUUAGUUGCUGCCGCCCUUUUUUGCCCAUAUUACUGCGCCUUAUACUUAAGUAUUAGUCAUUAGGCCAUAACCAGGUUCACCGCUCCCUAGAAACCCCUCCCUUGCCUAUGACUAGAGGGGAGUAGUUCUUACGGUAUACAGUAUACAAUUUGGUUAGUUGAUUACUAAAGCUUUAACUGAAAAGAAAAAAAGAUUUUUUACAAGGUGUCAGUGCCUUGAUUUCGGCAAUAACUAUCCUCGUGUACGAGUCUAUGGAUACUUCUGGGGUUUCAGGCUCGAUUCUCGUACUCGGCAUCACAUGUGAGUAGAGUUAACUUCGUUAGGUGACUACCUUGCUUUGAAGGUUUUCUGCGGUUUUUCCUCUCUCCGCAAAACCAAAUUCACACUAAAUUCCAAUUCGAACUGUGAGUUAUCCAUGCCCUGACUUUGAUCAGCCCAGAUGUUGUUUCAGGGUUUGAUCUGUGAGUUAGCCA
Molecule: messenger RNA, 4065 nt
Organism: Actinia tenebrosa (Australian red waratah sea anemone)
Lineage: Eukaryota; Metazoa; Cnidaria; Anthozoa; Actiniaria; Actiniidae
Molecular function (GO): protein binding
Source: RefSeq, a predicted model, not a curated record